AUGAAAGCGAUCUACGCCGUCCCGGCGACUUUUGCCCUCGUCUAUCGAGCCUGGUCGCACCAGUCGCUGACCCCGGCAGGCAUUGCGGCAGCUGUCAUUACUGCCAUUGCUCACGCCUACCACCCAUGGAACCUGCCUUUCGCCCUGCUGUGCGUGUUCUUUCUCGCUGGUACAAGGGCCACUAAGGUCAAGAAGGAUAUCAAGGCCACUUUGACGGUCGCUUCCCAAGGCACGCCAGGAGGUGAAGGCCCGCGAACCCACGUCCAAGUCUUCGCGAACUCCCUCAUGGCCUCGUGCCUGUCCCUUCUCCACGCCUACCAACUCAACAAGCGAAAGGAUGCGAUCCUGGACACCACCACCCCGAACCCCUCCGGUACCCUCUGCUUCUCCUGGGGAGGAGACCUCCUCGUCAUCGGUAUCAUUGCCAACUACGCCGCCGUCGCCGCCGACACGUUCAGUUCUGAGCUGGGCAUUCUGGCCAAGAGCGAACCUCGACUGAUUACAUCCCCUACCUUCCGCAAGGUCCCGCGGGGCACGAAUGGAGGCGUGACGCCAUUGGGAAUUGCAGCUGGAGCCCUCGGAUCUAUGAUCAUUGUCACUACUUCGAUGGUAUUCCUCCCUCUUUGCGGCGAAGGCACUGCUGGGAAGGUCGGCGGUGGACUCAGUGGCUGGACGACGCAGCAGCGGUCGACACUCAUGCUCGGCCUGACUGCCUGGGGCGUCCUUGGCAGUCUCCUCGACAGUGUACUCGGCGCCGUCUUCCAGCGCUCUGUCAAGGAUGUGCGAUCUGGCAAGAUUGUCGAGGGCGAGGGCGGCACCAAGGUUCUGAUCUCCGGCGACUCGUCGGACCACGCCGAUAAGAACCAGAAGCGCGCCGCGGUCAAGGCUGCGGUGCUUCACGGAGAGGGCAAGGCCGCCGUAGAGAAGAUGGAGAAGACGGACAGCGCCAUCGAGGACAUUGACGCCCCUGAGAUGAGUGCAGACGCCACGAGAUAUGAUCCCAAGGACAAGCACCGCAAGUCUAGCUUCGGCGACGCGCAGCCUUCCCGUGUGAUUGAGACUGGAUGGGAUCUCCUGGACAACAAUGACGUCAAUUUCCUGAUGGCAUUCACGAUGAGCAUGGGUGCGAUGGGAGUAGCCGGCUGGUAUUGGGGUGUGCCACUGGAAAGCAUCUUGGACGCCUAG
Messenger RNA from Colletotrichum siamense, 1185 nucleotides. RefSeq names its product Protein PGR (gene PGR). The transcript has 3 exons. Bases 1 to 1185 code for a protein of 394 amino acids. The record is from RefSeq and is a predicted model, not a curated record. Lineage: Eukaryota; Fungi; Ascomycota; Sordariomycetes; Glomerellales; Glomerellaceae. Gene Ontology annotation, cellular component: membrane.